Messenger RNA from Cynara cardunculus var. scolymus (artichoke), 2203 nucleotides. RefSeq lists its product as uncharacterized. The record is from RefSeq and is a predicted model, not a curated record. Lineage: Eukaryota; Viridiplantae; Streptophyta; Magnoliopsida; Asterales; Asteraceae. Bases 89 to 1978 code for a protein of 629 amino acids. The transcript has 2 exons.
GCUGGUUCCAUAUUCCGAUCCUAAUACCACCGCCACUUCCACCUCCACUUCCACCUCCACCUCCCCCGCCUCACCGCCGUGGCAAGACAUGUUCCGAUCAGCCUCCACCCGCAGACCAGAUCCACCUCCGCCACCGCCGCCGCUAACCCCACCACAAUCCACCACCAAUCCAGAUCAAUACCAGGAUCCCUCCGGCGACUCUUCUCUCUCCGGAGACUCUCAGGUACGUCUAGCACUCUACAUAGCCAUGGCACACGCCGGAUUAGCCUUUGCUAUUGUUCUCCUCUACGGCGUUUCUAAAUUACUUGAGGAAUAUCUCCGGCCGAUUCUCUGGGCGGUUCUUUGUUCGAUUCCACUUCGAGGAAUCCAACAAACUCUUGUUUCAUUUUGGUCUGAGCCUCUGAAAUUAGGGCUUACAGAAACUAUACUAGCUAUACCUGUAUCUAUUUAUAGGGUUUUCAUUGAGACACUUGUCGAAAUCAGAGAUGUGUUGUAUAAACUAAUUGGUCAUAAGAAGAAAAAGAAGAAAGAAAUUCGGAGAGGAAAACGAAGUGGGUUUUUGAUUUUGUUGAGAUGGUUGGUGUCUUUUUGGGUUUUUGUGAUGGCUUAUGAACAAUUUGAUGUUCUUGGUGCCAUUACCUUGUUAGGGUUAGGGUUUAUGUUUACAUCUACUAAUGUAGAAUCUGCUGUUUCUUCGUUUCGAGAUCGUAGUUUUAGAAAGAAUCGUAAUACAGCGUUUCUCACAAAAUGGAUUUCGAAUCGGUUGGAAACGAUUGUGGCAAUUGGGUUGAUUUUUGGUAUGAUUGUGGGUUCUUUGGCUGGGACUAUGUUUUUCUCUUACAAGAUUGGAGUUGAGGGGAAAGAUGUGGUCUAUUCGAUAAAAUCCCAUGUGGAAGAGAGCAAUUAUACCGAGAAAAUCGGGUUGAAACAAUGGAUGGACGACAACGAUGUGGCGGGGAUGGUGGAUCGAUACACUACACAGUUUUACGAAACUGUAUAUGAACAGAUUGAUAGUUUAGCAGUGCAGUAUAAUAUGACGGAAAUCGUUCAAGAAAUGAAACAAAUAGUUGCACCACGACCCAUUAACUCUUCUACACCAUCUACGGCAUUGGCAUCCCCAAACCCAUAUGCGGAAAAGAUCCUAAGGUUGAAAAAAAUGGUUACUAAUCGCGAAUGGGAAGCAAUUUAUCCAGAAGUUAACGCCAUAUUUAAGGAGGCGCGGGUCAGCAGGGAGGAUAUGAUUGAGAAAGCAAAAGCAAUUGCUUUUCAAGGAAAAGAUGUGGUUCAACGAGUGCUUGCAAGUAGUAAAUCGAUUGUGGGUGGAAGCACUAAGCUCGUUUUCGUAGUUAUCGAGUCGAUUGUUUCUGGAGCAGCGGGUAUUUUCAAUUUUGUUUCUCAGUCGAUGGUUUUCAUAUGGGUUUUGUACUCUUUGAUAACAUCAAAUUCAGGCGGGGUUACUGAACAAGUUAUGUAUAUGAUUCCAAUUUCAAGAUCGACUAGGACUCGGUGUGUUGAGGUUAUUGAUAAAGCUAUUUCUGGGGUUCUUUUGGCGACAGCCGAGAUCGCUUUCUUUCAAGGAUGUCUCACUUGGCUUUUGUUUAGACUAUUUAACAUUCAUUUCUUGUAUAUGUCAACGCUGCUUGCGUUUAUCAACCCCUUGCUCCCAAUAUUUCCCUAUUUCUUCUCAACGAUCCCAGCUGCAUUGCAACUGGUGCUGGAAGGUCAAUAUGUGCUUGCCAUUUGCUUGUCGAUUAUUCAUCUUUUGCUUAUGGACUAUGGUACUACCGAGAUUCAAGAGGACAUACCUGGGCACAGUGCUUAUCUCACUGGACUUAGCAUCAUCGGUGGAGUGGCAUUGUUCCCAUCUGCAUUAGAGGGAGCGAUAAUGGGGCCACUGAUUACAACUGUUGUUAUUGCUCUUAAGGAUUUGUAUGUAGGAUAUGUUUUGGAUGAACCAAAAGAAAGCAAAAAGGAGUAGGGGAUGCUUGGCCUUUUUAUGCCAUAUUUGCAGGAGAAUCCAUGUAAGCUCUGAAAAAGUUCAUGUACAAAAAUACGUCUUCUGGACCGAUUCCAGUGUAUUACUGUAUCGCACCUUCUUUUUACAAUAUUAUUCUUUGGAAGCUUGUAUCGUUUGAAGCAACUGAGUGUUGAUAUUUAAUUAUUUAUGUUUAUAAGAAUAUGUCUGCUGUUGUUUUUUUUGCAA